AUGGCUAUCCCCAGUCCUGGUUGCAGUAAACCGCCACCAGCGGCGAUUGCGGGCACUUUGCUGAAUGAAACCAUGCGGUGGGAAGAGCCCGGAUUACCAGCAGUGGACCGGAGAGUGCUGACCUACGUGCCAACAGCCGGAAAAGAGUCUGCACCGAUGCCACUAGUCUUGGUGUUCCAUGGAUGGGGCGGGGGCCCUCACCUGUACCACGAAAAGUUCACCUUUGGAAAACUGGCCGAGGAGGCCGGCUUCUUAGCGGUCUACCCUGAGGGCUUAAGCGACGUGCAUGGGGCUUGGUACCCGAAACGCUCCUGGAAUACCGGGGAUACCACUGUGGAGAAGAUAGAUGCUCCAACGGAGGUUUGCGACCCGAAAGAGGUUACUGCCAAAGGCGUUUGCUACCAGAGCUGCAUCAUCAAGUAUGGGAAGUGUAAGAAGUGUUCGUGGACCACUUGCUAUGAUGAUUUUGCGUUCAUCAUGAAGCUUCUCGACGACGUCGAAAAGAGGUACUGCAUCGAUCUGAGUUCCGUUUUCGCCUAUGGGUGCUCCAAUGGCGGUGUCUUUGCGCACGCUUUGGCUCGCAAAGCGCCCGGAAAGUUCAAGGCCAUCGCAGCGGGAUGUGGUGCCAAGCCGCACCGUGGCUAUGAAACAAACUUCACAGCUGGAGGCGAACCGGUCUCAAUGGUGCUCUUUCAAGGAGGCGAGGAUUGGACCAUCCCUGCAAAGACUCCAAAGCCCCACGCCAGAUGGUGGGAUGGAUACAUUUACGCGAGUGACACCGCGGUGAGAAAGGCGUACAAGGACUACAACAAGUGUUCGAAUCAGGGUCCGCGACCUUUCGUGCAGCCGCCACAUGUGCAUAGUCAACAGAUGUCCUGCACCGAGUAUGGCUACGAUUGCGCUGAGAACUCGAAGGUGGUGGAAUGCGAGUUCCGCGGAGGUCACGACUUGGUGUUGGGCUUGGGGGCCAAUGAGAUCAUGGACGGCCCAGAGCUUGCUUGGAACUUCUUCUGUGAGCAGGCGCAACUCCGGGAGAACUGCCGCAUGCGUCAAUAUGUGAGCCUCAAGCUGCAUUGGUUGGCUCCACAUGGCCUGAGGAAAGGGGCUGAUCCUUUAUCAGCUGACGCUGGUUUCUCGAUGAUGGGCCUCAGGUUGCCGAUGAUCCUGGCUUUCGCUUCUGUGCUUUGCCUUCUGAACCUCCUGCUCCUUUGGGCGCAUCGCCGCAGCAUGAGGUGCGGGCACUUCAGUCCAGUUCAAACACGAGAGGAAGUGGAGGAGUCGCCACCUGCGGCGUUGGGUUGCAAAACGACCAGUCCUGUUGGCGCUAGCGAGCAGCCUUGA
Molecule: messenger RNA, 1341 nt
Organism: Durusdinium trenchii
Lineage: Eukaryota; Dinophyceae; Suessiales; Symbiodiniaceae
Source: the annotation of a GenBank genome assembly